AUGAAAAUCUUUCGCUUUUUGAUGGCCUUGGCCGGCCUAGCAUCAGCUCAACUGGCUGCCGCUGGCUCCCAAGCACCCUUAACCGACGCCUCCACCACUGGCUCUUUCGCGAGAACCUCCGGCCUGAACUUUGGUAUAGACGGCAAGACGGGGUAUUUUGCUGGGUCGAAUGCCUAUUGGAUUGGGUACCUGACCGACGACAACGAUGUGGACCAGGUAUUCGCGCAUUUGCAGGAAGCAGGCCUCAAAAUCCUGCGCGUCUGGGGGUUCAACGAUGUCAACGAAAAGCCCGAGGAGGGAAGGAUUUGGUACCAGCUGCACAGGAAUCGACGCUCAUAUAUCAAUACCGGAGCCGACGGACUGCAACGGCUCGACUCUGUGGUUUCCUCGGCCGCGAAAUACGGCGUCAAGCUUAUUAUCAACUUCGUCAAUCAUUGGGAUGACUACGGCGGAAUGAACGCAUACCUGAACGCGUACGGAGGAUCCUGGAAAUCGGACUUUUAUACCCACGAGGAUAUACAAACCGCUUAUCGCACUUAUAUCAAGGCCGUCGUGACCCGGUAUCGCGACUCCGCUGCGAUCUUUGCCUGGGAGCUGGCCAACGAGCCUCGUUGCAAAGGAUGCAACAGCACCGUGAUAAACAAUUGGGCGGAGGAGACGAGCAGAUACAUUAAAUCGCUCGAUGCGCGGCACAUGAUCGGCAUCGGAGAUGAGGGAUUCGGUCUCUGGACCGGCUCAGAUGACAGCUAUCCCUACCAGUUCGCAGAGGGAACCAACUUCGGGAACAACCUCGCCAUUCCCACUAUUGAUUUUGGCACUUUCCACCUCUAUCCGGAUCAAUGGGACCUAUACAGCUUGUGGGGGAAGGACUGGGUGUCCUCGCAUGAAGCAGUGUGCCGGGCGGCCGGUAAGCCGUGUAUUUUGGAGGAAUAUGGCUCUAAUUACAGUCGCUGCAGCACUGAGAAGCCGUGGCAGCAAACAGCACUGGACGAGGAAGGCGUCGCAGCAGAUCUGUUCUGGCAAUGGGGGGACAAAUUGAGCGCUGGACGAUCACCGAAUGAUGGCUACACAAUCUAUAUGGAUUCGGAAGAUUUCCAGUGUCUGGUUACAGACCAUGUAGCUGCUAUAGGAGAGUUGAAUAUACCUCCUUUGUGA
Molecule: messenger RNA, 1155 nt
Organism: Aspergillus melleus
Lineage: Eukaryota; Fungi; Ascomycota; Eurotiomycetes; Eurotiales; Aspergillaceae
Gene: MANA1
Product: glycoside hydrolase 5 family protein
Exons: 3
Coding region: 1-1155 (384 amino acids)
Molecular function (GO): hydrolase activity, hydrolyzing O-glycosyl compounds
Source: RefSeq, a predicted model, not a curated record